GUAUGGUGGCUUAGAUUAAAAUGAACCAGAAACAGCAAAUUUCUUUCUUUUUUUUCUUAUUUUACCUAUUUUUUUUCGACAUGAGCAAGAAAUCAGAACUCGUUCCUCUCAACUUGAAGAUUGAAUCCAGUAAAGAAAUGUCUAUUAGCAACGCCACUUCUUUUCUUGACAAAUUCCUGCAUGACGGUGUUGCUAUUCAUGCUGCCAAUAACACAGUGGCUGCACAACUUCAUCAAUUACACCAAGAUUUUAUUCAAUCAAUGGAAUCGUUUCUUUUGAGCUCUACGCUUGGCCUUUAAACGUCUUGUACGCUAUCAAGAGACAUCAAUCUUAGGUCGUGCGAUGUAGUUUACCUUCUUUUUCCACUUUUCUCUCACUAAGACAAGGUCAAUAAAGCACAAGACAAGAUACAACUUACUGUUUAAAUUGAUAAAUCAACCAAAGGAUAAGAAGAAAAAAAGAAGAAGAGAACAAAACAUGCUUGUUUAUAUAGUUUAACAAAGGAUUGAUGUCAUGGUCAAAAAUAAAUCAUGCAUAUAAAAAAAAAGAACAUGUAAAAUUCACACAGAAGCCAAGUAAUCACAAACAAAGAACUUGUUUUGGUCUAUAUACACCCUUAAAAUGUAGAC
Molecule: messenger RNA, 629 nt
Organism: Gilbertella persicaria
Lineage: Eukaryota; Fungi; Mucoromycota; Mucoromycetes; Mucorales; Choanephoraceae
Exons: 2
Coding region: 21-299 (92 amino acids)
Source: RefSeq, a predicted model, not a curated record